UACAAGAACAGAACAUCCAAUGGGCCGAACUCUAUUACUAGCUUCCCCCGUGAGUGGAUUGCGUCCACUGAGAGUGUGCACGGGCAUUUUGACUCUACGGAAUUUCUUUUACUAACAUGGUUGCUGAGUUUAUUUGGAAUCUGUGAGAGUCUCAUCCUCUGUUCUCCUCCAGUUGAAUUGAUCAUUUUGGGAAGAUGGGAAGGAUUUACAGGAUGAAUAUUAUUUUUCUGUACAUCAUGUAUGGACUGGUGGUGGCCAGAGCCAAAGAGGAGGAGUGUUUAUCGGGCCAGUACACGACUGAUCGAAAGUGCUGCAAGCAGUGCCCGCCUGGUGAGGGUGUCGUCAAACCGUGUGGAGCCACGCAGACUGUGUGUUCACCCUGCCUGGACAGUGAAACCUUCUCAGAAAACUUCAGCCACACAGAAAAAUGUCAGCCAUGCACAAAAUGCCCGGACCUUUUCCGCAUGGAGACGCCGUGCACGGACGCCAACGACGCCAUCUGUGUGUGCAACUAUGGCUACUACCUGAACAACCUCUCGCAGAGGUGCGAGCCCUGCACCAAAUGCCCCGAGGGACAGGGCAUGCUGCUCAGCUGCGAGUCGGACCACGACACGACGUGCGAACCGUGUGGUGGGGAUACGUACUCGGACCAGGAAAGUUCCCGGGAACCCUGCAUUCCCUGCAGUACCUGUGAUGAGGGCGAGGAGUUGCAGGCCUGCACGUCUGUCACUGAUACUAUUUGUCAAGUGCAGUACCACUCAGUGUCACCUACACCCUUUACCGGUGCCACCAUGCCCACCUAUGACGACUUCCCCAUUGAUGGCCCCCCGUCCGACGGCCCGACAGACAGCAGCGCCACCACGACUGAUGGCGAUUCACAUGAGCGCAUCUAUGAGAGACUGAACGACAAGCUCAUACCCGUCUACUGCUCCGUCCUGGCAGCUGUCGUGGUCGGCCUCGUGGCCUUCAUCAUCUUCAAGAGGUGGAACAGCUGCAAGCAGAACAAGCAACAAGCCAACAACUGCACGUCCAACCAGAACCAGACGCCAUCGCCUGAGGGCGAGAAGCUGCACAGCGACAGCGGCAUCUCCGUGGACAGCCAAAGUCUGCAGGAACAGCUGGGCCAGACUCAGACACACACAGUGGUGACCAUGGACGAGGACCCCUGCUUGCUCCUCCCCCUGCACACCAGAGAAAAAGUAGAGCAGCUGCUGUUCAGGGGCAGCGAAGAGGGAGACUGCAACAUGGAGGAGGACUGGUGCAACCUGGCAGGCUUGCUGGGCUACGAGGAUGAACGUAUCGCCACCUUCCGCCAGGAGGAGCACCCUGUGCGCGCGCUCUUGUCCGACUGGGCGAGCAAGGACUGCGCUAGCGUGGACGCUUUGUGCACAGCGCUUCGCAAGAUCAACCGCAACGACGUCGCCCAGAGUCUGGCGCUAAGCCCGACUGCCCCAAAACCGACCGCCACAUCUGUGGUGUGAAUUUAGGAUUAAAUAAGGCAGAUGGAACUUUUUAUUUUUCUCCUUAGUGUGUGCACAUUGAAGCAAAUGACCUUUAGCAAUUUCACUUCAAUCCAUAGUCGUUCCAAUGUGGAUGUGUCCGCGCACUUCUGAUUUGAACUGAUCUCACUGCAGCCUUUUUAGUAGCCAGAGUUGUACCAAAGAUGUGUUAAAAGACUUCAGGCCAUAGCUGAUAAGCAACGUUAUUUACUGUACAUUAUCGCUCUGCCUGUCUGUACCGGAUGAGGCUUCCAUCCCACUCAGUGUCUGGAUCCUUGCAAGCGUGACAAGCAGAGGAAGGAUGUUUGGAUUAGAGCAAAUGGACCUUUUCAAUGAGGAAUAAACUUUGUCCAAAGUGACCUUUGCACACUUUAGUGAUGCCCCCAACACACUCGCGACCAUAGACGGUGAACGACAUUGAAAUCAUCAUGAAUGAUGUAGACACCACACACACUCUCACAUAGGUCCAUGAUAUGUAACCGUGCAUGUAUGUAUUAUAUAAAACACACACGAUGUAUACAUCUACAUUCAUGUACAUUUCAAGAAGAUACAUUUAUUGCCGAUAUACUAGGGAUGGGCAUUUGGAACAAUAGCAAAAUUCUUAAUAAUAUAAUGAAGUUAUUGUUAAAUAUUUAUUUCAAAAAUUAUCUUUUUUUUUUUUACUUUUUAACAAAUUUAAUGCAAAAAAAGGAGAAAAAGGAACACCCAUAGCUGAUGAUGUCAUGUCACAACAAAUUGACUCAACAGCGCCUCUGCUGCUUGUAACCUUGUACUGCACCCCAUUUGUAUUGUAUUUGUAUUUGUACUUUAUUUAUCCCACAGCAGGGAAAUUCACUUGUUACAGCAGCAAGCAAGAUACGCAAGUAAAGAAUACAUAGUGACUACAAUAUGGUUCAGGUGGUGCAGGUGUUGUAGAGCCUGACAGCGGUCGGUAUGAAGGACCUGAAUUUGGCCUGAAUUUUUUAUUUUUUAUUUUACAGAAUAUCAAAUGAUACCAAAUAGUCCCGCCUGUGAAAUUUUGGUUGAUGGCAGCCAUGUUUUUCAACCAAUCUUGCUCAGAUUUUACAGACAUGUGCUUGCCAGUCCCCUAAAGUCGUGCAUGUGCUUGUCAGUCUGCUCAAGGCAUGUACAAAGUUUCAUGGCGAUCCAACAGAACACCAAAGAGUUACAGUGGGUGUUUUGUGGAGGCUGUACAACUGCAAUAGAGACUGAUUCAACAGUGCCUCUGCUGGUUGUAACCGAGUACUGCACCCCAUUUUGCCUCAAUUGCUUUAAGACACGAUGCCCAUCACUCAUGUAUGCAGCAUUAUCCAUCCAUUCAUCCACUUUCUAUGUCGCUUAUCCUCAUUAGGGUGGCGGGGGUAUGCUGGAGCCUAUGCCAGCUGCCUUCGGGCGAGAGGCGGGGUUGCAUCUAUGACACCUGCUAUACAAUACAUAAUGACACAUAAACCGCAUGCAAAAAUGAACACAGCCAAUGCACAUACAGUAUUAUCAGGAUGCAAAACAAAAUGCAGGUUUUUCCUCUCUUCUCUGCCUCCUUUCUCAGGGUAAAUGGAGUGAUUGUGUCGCUACUUUAACACAGCCUCUAAUGAACACAAGAAUCUCUGAUGAUCAGUGUGACGUACACAAAUGCCAUGUUUUGGUUUACAUCAAUAUCACGUAAAAGUGAGCCUGCUUUGCUGUAAGCAUGCAUUCCACUCUUAAACUUAUUACAUAUGAUUUAAUUACCGGUAUGCUCAUGAUGGAUGCUGCCCAGAGAGGAAACCAAGCACCUAUUUUCUUUUUUGAAGGAGCUAUUAAGUCUUAAUUGUUACAAAUAGUGUAGUGUUCUUUUGAAAUGAAGGUGUUCUAUUAUCUUUUUAUUGUUAUUCUCUUCAAUGUAGCACUUACAUAUGUUAUAGGUCCGUUUUACAUCACAAGUGCCUAUUUCAGGUUGUAUAGUGAUGUUGUACAGUUUCGUUUUUGUAACAAUUUGUUUAUUUUUUGUAAAUAGUUAAAUCCAGGAGGAAGGAGCUUAUGUACACUGUAUGGAUUUAUGUUUCAGUAAAUAUAUUGGGACCAAUACACAAAUGAAUAGUGCAAAUGCAUGCAUGUUGUGUGUAAUAAAUAAUAAGCCUCUUUUGUUGUCUGUACUAUAAUAAAUAACAUAAUUGUGUCCUCCAUAAGGAGCCUGUGACUGGACACUUAAUUUCUCUGGACAGUAUUUGUUUCAAGCAAGAGGUUGUACAGUAGGGAAUUGCAAUGAAUUUGCACUUGAGCGCGUUACGGUGAUUAUGCAAAUGAGGGGAGCACUUGAUAAUGGUGACUGAACAUGUACAGUUCUGACAAUUACUGAAUGUUCCUUGUAUACUAACGCAUAAUACUGUACUAUACCCAUUGUGACUUUGAGAGGUUCUUACAAUA
Dunckerocampus dactyliophorus (ringed pipefish) is the source of this 3902-nucleotide messenger RNA. It is a transcript of the gene ngfrb, whose product is annotated as nerve growth factor receptor b. The record is from RefSeq and is a predicted model, not a curated record. Gene Ontology annotation, cellular component: plasma membrane; cell surface. The transcript has 6 exons. Lineage: Eukaryota; Metazoa; Chordata; Actinopteri; Syngnathiformes; Syngnathidae. Gene Ontology annotation, molecular function: death receptor activity; nerve growth factor binding; coreceptor activity. The coding region runs from base 195 to 1481 and encodes 428 amino acids. Gene Ontology annotation, biological process: Rho protein signal transduction.